Callithrix jacchus (white-tufted-ear marmoset) is the source of this 3138-nucleotide messenger RNA. RefSeq names its product zinc finger and SCAN domain containing 18 (gene ZSCAN18). The record is from RefSeq and is a predicted model, not a curated record. NCBI's taxonomy places the organism in Eukaryota, Metazoa, Chordata, Mammalia, Primates, Cebidae.
GACGUAGACGCCGCGGCGGCGGGAGAAUGAAGAUUCCUUUCAAAAUAUGGCUGUUCAUUGACAGAAGCUCUGAUGAAGAUGUACACGGUGACGAAUAUUGUUCUCACACCUGCUAACACAUGUAUUCUGCAGCCCAUCAUGGAUCAGAUGGAUCAGGAGUAAUUUUGACUUUCCAGUCUUAUUCUUUAAAAACAGAUGUCUCUUUUUGGGACAUGGUCUCAUUCUUUUGAAUGUGAAUGAAUUUCACAUACAUUACAUUCGAAUAGUUUUUCCCCAGUAUGUCUUCUGAGAUGUAAAACAAGGGAAGAGUGGCAGCUGAAGGCCUCCCAACACCAACUACAUUCACAGGGCUUCUCUCCUAGGUUCUGCCUACAUGGAAAUUGAGAUUAAUUCACUCACUCAGACUGCAGCUGGAAACCUCAGAAGUUCUCCCUUCCUUGCCUCUCUGUAACUUCACUUUAUUCAUUGGAAACAAGGUCUGUGGGUUCUGGCACCACCUAAGCCCCUUGGGCAUCUGGUCAUUGCUGACACCUCUCCUUUGGAGCCACCUUGUCCCUGGCUAGACACAGUCGCAUUUUCCAGUGCAGUUUUGGAAAGAUGCUGCCUUUGGAGAAGGCGUUUGCUUCCCCUCGGAGCUCACCAACCCCACCGGAUCUGCCCACGCCGGGGUUAGCAGCUGGAGUCCAGCAGGAGGAACCUGAGACCAUCCAUGAGAGGACCCCUGCUGACCUGGAGUUCUCCCGCCUGCGCUUCCGGGAAUUUGUCUACCAGGAGGCUGCCGGGCCCCACCAGACCCUGGCCCGCCUGCAUGAGCUGUGCCGCCAGUGGCUGAUGCCUGAGGCACGCUCCAAGGAGCAGAUGCUGGAGCUGCUGGUGCUGGAGCAGUUCCUGGGCAUCCUGCCUGAUAAGGUCCGGCCCUGGGUCGUGGCACAGUACCCUGAGAGCUGCAAGAAGGCAGCCUCCCUGGUAGAGGGCCUGGCUGAUGUUCUGGAUGAGCCAGGGAUGCUGCUGGGCUCCCCUGCGGGCUCAUCCUCGAUUUUUAGCGAUGGAGUGUAUGAAAGGCACAUGGACCCCCUGCUGCUACCAGGCGAGCUCGCAAGCCCCAGCCAGGAGCCCGGAGCUGGGGAGAUCCCACCACCUUCUGAGACACCCUGGCUUUCUCCGGACCCCCUGUUUCUGGAACAGAGGAGGGUUGGGGAAGCAAGGACUGAAGAAGCCAGCCCUGCCAACGCCGAGCAGAAGCUGAAGCCCUUUCCAGAGGAUCCUCAGAACCUGGGGGAGUGGGGCCACCUGGACCCUGCUGAGGAGAACCUGAAGAGCUACCGGAAGCUGCUCCUGUGGGGGUAUCAGCUUUCCCAGCCUGACGCUGCCUCCAGGCUGGACACUGAGGAGCUCCGGUUGGUGGAAAGAGAUCCACAAGGAAGCAGCCUUCCAGAAGGCAGGAGGCGUCAGGAGAGUGCUGGGUGCCCCUGCAAGGAGGCUGCCCCCACGCAGGAGCUGCCUACGGAGGCGCCCCCAGGGGAUGCCCUUGCAGAGCCCCUGUCCAGCACCGCUGAGGAAGAGGAAGAGCAGCCUGGGAAGGCCCCAGACCCUCAGGACCCCCAGGACCCUCAGGACCCUCAGGACCCCCAGGACCCUCAGGACCCUCAGGACCCCCAGGACCCUCAGGACCCUCAGGACCCCCAGGAUCCUCAGGACCCUCAGGACCCCCAGGAUCCUCAGGACCCUCAGGACCCCCAGGACCCUCAGGACCCCCAGGAUCCCCAGGACCCCCAGGACCCUCAGGACCCCCAGGACCCCCAGGACGCAGAGUCUGGCUCUGCCUCCGGAGCGCAGAGGCAGUCAGUCAUCCGGCAGCCAGCCCUGGACAGGGGUGCGGCAAGGCUGGGAACAAAGAGGCCACACCCCGAGGAUGGGGAUGGGCAGAGCCUUGAGGGUGUCUCCAGCACCAGCCACAGCACGGGGCUCACGGCAGGGCAGGGCCCAGGGGCUGAUGAGCCGGGCUUGUCCCGAGGGAAGCCCUAUGCCUGCGGCGAGUGUGGGGAGGCCUUUGCGUGGCUCUCGCACCUCAUGGAGCACCACAGCAGCCACAGCGGCCGGAAGCGCUAUGCCUGUCAGGGCUGCUGGAAGACCUUCCACUUCAGCCUGGCGUUGGCAGAGCACCAGAAGACCCACGAGAAGGAGAAAGGCUACGUGCUGGGUGGCACCCUGGGCCCCUACCCGCCCACCCGUGAAGUCCAGGUGGGGGCAAGGGUGGGCGGGCCCCCAGAGAGCAGGGAGGGUGAGGCUCUCCCCGCACCCCCAGAGGCGCAGAGGUGAGCCGCUUGUGCUGUCCCGGAGGGACCACCCUGCCAGCCGAGAAUCCCAAAAGAGUUAUCAGGCCCUUCCACGCCCCUGGGUGGCGGCUUCCUGUGGUGUCUGUGGACGUCAUCUGCCUGUGCCCUGAAUCAGCUCCUGAGGCUAAGCGCUCCCAACAAGGAUCCACGGGAAGCCCUCACCUCUUUGUAAACACACCCUGGGCCAGUGCUCACAUCCGAGGGGAGCCGCCGGAUGUGGAAGAAGACUCCGCUUUCCUGCAGCCAUUUAGUGCCGCCCCAUGCUAGGUUAUUUGACAUUGUGCAGUGUAGAGUUGCCUUAAAGUGCGUGAUCUGCCAGUGCUUUCUUGAAGUCACCCUUGCCCUGAUUCCUCCUGUUUGCGCUCCCCAGGAUUGCUCAAGUGGAAAUUUUGUCAUCUGUUUAGCCUUUUCCCUGCGUGAUGUCGAAGUUCACUUCUAAUCUGCAAAAGCAGAAGCUGUUUCCUAGUUUACCUCACGUGUCUUUACCUGUGUGGAGUAGCUCUCAGAGAUAGCAGAAAUGCUUGCAGCCUAAGACAGGGUUUUCAGACCGUGGGUCCCAGCCCGUUAAUAAAUUGUGAAAUCAAUGAUCAGGUGGCCACCAGCAUUGCACAGCAAUGAGGCAGAAUAAAACAGGCUAGAAUGCAUCAUGUAGUAAGGCAAAUACUGUUUUGUGAACUUUUCAGCCAUACACCUAAAUAAGAGAACUGGUUGCAAUGUGAGACGCAUUUCUUGCUGGGAAGUUGUAAUCAAAAUGGUUGAAAACACCAAUAAAGAUCUGUCUGUCUGAGCAAAAGAGACUAAA